GUCAGCAGCACCUGCGGCUUCUCUGGCCCGCCGGCCGCAGAUCGGGACACGUCGUGGGCGAGUCGGCCGAGCCGGGGGGACCCGGGCCCGCUGUUCCAGGAGGUCCCUGGCGUGGAGGCGGGCGUGCUGGAGAGGGUGCGCGCCCCGGGCGGUUCCCUCGAGGAGAAGCUGGAGCUGGUCCUCGGCUCCGUCCGGGCCAGUGCCCGCCGCCUCGAGGGCAUGCAGCUGGAGCUGAGGCACCGGGCCAUGAGCCAGUGGCGCCAGGACGGAGCGGAGCCCCUCCCGCAGCAGGUCGGCGAGGCCGUCUCCGAGGGGACCUACCAGGAGGCUUUCCUGGACGCCUUCGACGGGCAGGCCUUCCCGCUGUACGCCGAGGAGGUGGCGCCGGCCCACGUGUACAGCCUGGCCCUGGAGGUGCACUCCGGGGGCCCGUACUGGUGCAACAUACCCGUGCGGGAGACAGGCAGCGUGAGGCACCGGGUGGAGACCGUCAGCGCUUCCUCCGCGGCCGAGGGCUCCGCGUCCGCCGUGUCCCACUUCGGGGCGGCUCAGCGGGGUGCCGUCUUCGUGUGGCGGUGGCGGCACCUGCGGGACGCCGGGCCGCACGAGCUGCCCGCGUGGCUGCAGAAGGCCCUCGGCUCGGAGGGCAACGACCCCGUGCGCAAGCUGCAGGCCGAGCUGGAGGCCGUACGGCGCUGGGCGGGGCAGCAGCGCCUGGCCACCGCCCAGCGUGCGAAGGGGGCCAACGAGGUAAAGGACAUCUACAUGCGCGAGGUGCUGCGCCUGUGGCCGUGCGAGCCAGACCCGCACGGCUCGGAGCAGCUGAAGCCGUGCGCGUGGGUGGAGGGCCUCGACGCGAAGCUCUUUGUGGGCCGCAGCGUGCUGGUCUGCCGCGCCUGGUACGACGAGGACCACGCCCUGGCCCUCCACGCGGCCAUCGCCCGAAGGCACGCGCAGGGCGCCUCCCAGGAGGGCGGCCCGCCCUACCGGCUGACUGCCGCGUGGCGCUGGACCGCCGGGCGCACCGCCGCCGCCGAACAGGCCGCGCCCGCGGAGGCGGUCGAAGAGCGGGGGCAGCGCGCGGCCGCCGACCAGGCCGCCCCCGCAGCGGCAGCCGAGGAGCCUCUGCGGCACGCCGGCGCGUGA
This is a messenger RNA of Prorocentrum cordatum, 1146 nucleotides long. Lineage: Eukaryota; Dinophyceae; Prorocentrales; Prorocentraceae. The record is from the annotation of a GenBank genome assembly.